This is a messenger RNA of Lactuca saligna, 294 nucleotides long. The record is from the annotation of a GenBank genome assembly. NCBI's taxonomy places the organism in Eukaryota, Viridiplantae, Streptophyta, Magnoliopsida, Asterales, Asteraceae.
AUGGAGAGAAUGCAGAAGAAACUACAGCAUCAGCUGAUUGGAAAUGCCCCAAAUGUAGAGGAAUCUGUAAUUGCAGCUUUUGCAUGUAAGUGUUGUUGUCGAUCUGAUAUAUUGGAAAACAACACACCAGAUGUAGCGGUUACUAGACUAUUUGCAUCUGCAAAGAAAGAUACUUCUCAAUAUGGCGAUUAUGGAGCUUUCGCUAACUGCUUGCAACAGUUGCCACCUGAAGGACAAAUUCGGGCAACUGCUGCUGAAGUCCAAACUCUGCUAGUUUAUAGGGGAUUGACUUAG